Molecule: messenger RNA, 1614 nt
Organism: Etheostoma spectabile (orangethroat darter)
Lineage: Eukaryota; Metazoa; Chordata; Actinopteri; Perciformes; Percidae
Product: zinc finger protein 768-like
Biological process (GO): regulation of gene expression
Cellular component (GO): nucleus
Source: RefSeq, a predicted model, not a curated record
AUGUCUCCGGCCGCCCUCCACGCGCAGCUCGCCUCCAUCAUGGAGGUGCUGGCCAACACGGCGGUGGCGGAGAUCUGCGAGCUCGUGGACAGCGGCUACUCGGAGCUGCAGCUGGAGAUCUCGCGGAGCCGCAAAGAGAACGAGGUCCUGCGGAGAAAACUGCGGCUCGUGGAGCUCCGCGGCGGCGCGCGGGCGAGCGCCCUGCGCGCCGCCGCAACCGCCGCCAACGGCUCCGCGCUGCUGCUAGCCAACGGCCGCGCUCGAGCGCCACUGCCUGCUCAUCACCUAGGAAACGGGCCUAGGAGGAGCGGGACGCUCAGAGUUUUUGACUGUGCGGCGGCUGCAGGUGAGUCGGCCCCCCUGACCGUCUCAGUGAUCAAGGUGGAGGACGACCCCGAGUCCUGGUCCCAGUCUGAGCGGGGCAAAGCCCCGCCCCCUCCGACCAAACAGGAAGUAGCGGAGGAAGCCGGCGCGCCGCCUCCGCCGUGGGUGAGCGGGGACGCCCGGGAAACCCGGACCUCCUCCAGCCAGAAGCCAGAAACCAGCGGCUACGACUGUCUGAUGUACGAGACGCCGCUCCAGCAUGGCGCCCUCACUACCCAGAAUCCUUUGAGGGAGGACCCCGGCUGCUCGUACGCGGUGAACGCCGCCGCGGUCGAUUUAGGCGUCGCCGGCUUCGCUUUCCCCGUCGGCGAGGAGCCGGCUGCGGGUCUCACCACCGGCCAGCAGAGGGCGCCACCACCACCACCGCCUGCAGACGAGCCGCGGCUCCCCUCGAGGAAAGAUCCGGCGGGACGACCCUGCGCCUCCAUCAGGAGGGACGGCUGGCGUCCCCGGGACGGCUGGCGUCCCCGGGACGGCGCCGUCCACCACCUCAGCAGCGGCGGGGGGGUCGGGGGGGUCGACGCCAGGGCGUUCGUCUGCAGCUUCUGCGGGAAGAGCCUGGCGUGCCUGAAGAACCUGAAGACCCACAUGAGGGUGCACACGGGCGAGAAGCCGUUCGUCUGCGCGCUGUGCGGCAAGCGCUUCUCCGACUCCAGCAACCUGAAGCGCCACCAGAGCGUGCACACGGGCGAGAAGCGCUACGGCUGCCUGCACUGCGGCAAGCGCUCCCAGUCCGGCUCGCUGAAGGUGCACAUGAGCGUGCACACGGACUGCAAGCAGUUCAGGUGCCCCGUCUGCGGCAAGACCUUCAUCUCGGGGAGCCACCUGCGGCGCCACGUCGGCGUGCACGCCGCGGAGAGGCGGGCCGGUGACCCGGGGGCCGGGUGGGGGGGCACGAGGGCCGGGGCGGGGGGGGCGGGACCCCUAGUCUCACCCCUAGUCUCACCCCUAGUCUCACGGGAGACACACAUGUCAACAGGGGACUCACUAAUUGAUUGAUCAGUUGUCAAUUAACCCUCCGGUUGUCUUCCGGUGUUUUAAGGACGGACUUUUAUUUAUUUAGGCAGGACGCGGAUGUUCUGUCCAAGGCUCUUCACACGUUAAAUAAAUACUACUUUAACUAAAUGUAGCUGUUUUAUAUAUUUCAUUUUAUAGCAUUUAAGCGUAAAAAAGUUGAAAGAAUGUUGGAAAAAAUUGACGCCCAAAAAAAAAAAAAAAAAGCGUAAAAAA